Messenger RNA from Punctularia strigosozonata HHB-11173 SS5, 5258 nucleotides. RefSeq names its product P-loop containing nucleoside triphosphate hydrolase protein. Gene Ontology annotation, molecular function: ATP-dependent chromatin remodeler activity; ATP binding. The transcript has 38 exons. The record is from RefSeq and is a predicted model, not a curated record. NCBI's taxonomy places the organism in Eukaryota, Fungi, Basidiomycota, Agaricomycetes, Corticiales, Punctulariaceae. Gene Ontology annotation, cellular component: cytoplasm. Bases 1 to 3690 code for a protein of 1229 amino acids.
AUGGCGGGGAAAUCACUCACAGAGAACGAGCUGACUGCUCUUUCUAGGCUUCAAUUAGGACUUUCGCCCACUACGCUAGUGCCGCCGGCGUACCUACAGGAGUUGAAGCUGCACAUCCUGUCUUGCCCAGAUGAUAUCAAUUUCCGAAUCGAGACCCAACCCGGAGUAAGCUCCGGCAUCCUCACUUGCCUUGAACAAGGCUGUGAGAAUUCGACUAUCCAGUUGGCGCCUCUUGAAUCCGGAGAUGGUGGCGCGACGGCUGGCGUCGGAACCCUCGGCGCAUACAGGGUGCACAUUGCCAGUCACCCUACGCACCAACGCGAACGCCAGGCCCGCGUCAGAGCCGCGGGGAUGGGUCAUGCGCCGUUGGACAGUGCCGCAUCGCGCCCAUCUGGCGUCGAGACGGCGAGGCGAGGACACACGCCAGUCUUCGAAGAACCUAAAUCGAACUCAGCGUCACGUGUGAAGCCGUUGGGAGGCUCCCGAACUCAGAACACGGGCAAGACUAAAGCUGCCUCGCGCUCGAGCCUUCCUGGCCGUACCCCUUCGUUUUCCGCAUCUGGAAAUCAGAAUUACGGACUGGGAUCGCAGGAGUCGCAGGUCCACAGAGGAUCAACCGGCCGGGUUUUUGCACAGCCCUCGUCGACGCCAACAGGCGCGCAAACCGGUGCCAGUCAUAAUGCGCAUGCGACUGGCGGUUCAUCGCUAUUGGCAAAGUUGGAUCUCGCGAUCAACAACCUCAACGGCUCGCAGCGCAAACCGUCCACUGCCCGCCGCGAAGCCCAAUCCUCGCCCUCGCGUUCCGUCAGCCAUAAAAGGCCGCGGAUCGAACCGGCCCUCCGAUCGUCGUCCCCUCCGCCUUCUUCCAGCCCGCUUCAGCAACCAGUCCGGAUGGAGAUUACGCGUCACAAUGCGGUUGCAAGUGGAAGCGGCCGUUCGUCCUGGCCGUAUGCCUCAGGAUCGCGGCCCGGUACUUCGUCGUUGGCAGGUGCGCUCGGCGCUCAACCGGCCUUCACGCCGUACGGGCUGAACCGGGUGAAGAAGGAGGAGUCACCACCUCCCUCACAUUUGUUGUGGUCCUCCGCUGGUCCACGCAUCGAGAACAACAGUAACGGAGCCGUGAAGAAAUCCGACGAGGACAAACCUAGCUCCCAAUUGUUGGCUGCUUUGGACGCCAAACCACGUCUUCCCGGGCUCGGCCUAAGUGCGGAGCUUCCUCCGGUUCCCAGACUCGCGUCGGACGUCAGGAUGCUGGAUAUCGGGUCUGACGAUUCAGAAUUCGAUGACCCGCACGCAGGACCGAUGGCAUUCCGCCCAAGUGCCUUUGCCGUCCACCGUUCCUCGGAGUCAGCGAUCGAACAAUUCAUCUUGAAUGCAGGCAACGCGGAGCAGUUCGACGGCAACGAAAGCAUAGACAAGGCAUUGAAGAAACUCGGUUUGAAUGACCAGCACGAGUUGCUACCGGGCAUGAACAUUCGCCUGAUGCCACAUCAAAUCAUUGGUGUUGCGUGGAUGCUUGGGAAGGAACGCAUACGAGACAAAGGCGGCAUUCUAGCGGAUGAGAUGGGUCUUGGAAAGACUGUGCAAAUGAUUGCGACUCUCUGUAUCAACCGGUCCACGGAUCCGAAGUGCAAGACUACCCUCGUCAUCGCACCGCUGGCGUUGCUAGAGCAAUGGGUAGCCGAGAUAGACUCGAAGACGAACUGUGGCAUGAAAUGUCUUAUUUAUCACGGAUCGAGGAAAGUCAAGACGGUCAGGGAAUUAGAAAAAUACGAUGUUGUAUUGACAACCGGUCAGACAAUGGCCUUGGAAUGGCCAGAUUACGAGGCCGAACAGAAGGCCAAGGAGAAGAAGAGAAAGAGAAAUGAUUUCAUAGAGGAUGAUUCUGAAUCAGACUCCUUCUGCCGCGAUCAGAGGAAAACGAAGAAAACUGAGGGACCUCUCGUUCGCAUGCAGUGGUAUCGAAUCGUUGUCGAUGAGGCUCAGACAAUUCGCAACCGACGAACGCGGGUUUCUCGUGCCGUCACAAGCUUGCAAGCUGAGCGUCGGUGGUGCCUUACAGGGACCCCGAUUAUCAAUACCCUCGCGGACGCGUUCGGCUAUUUACAGUUCUUGAGAAUCCGACCAUGGUAUGACUGGUCGGAGUUCAAUUCACACGUAGCAAUUCUAGAGAAGAGAAAUCCGACAUUGGCUUCUUCUCGUCUGCAAGGUAUUUUCCGAGCCACGCUCUUGAGGCGCACGAAGACGUCGAUGCUGGACGGAAAACGACUCAUAGAGCUUCCUCCGAAAGAGGUGCUGUUGGAGCGGCUCGAGUUUUCGCAGGAAGAACGAGACAUCUACAAAUUCGUAGAAUCCCGGUCGCAGGCCGUGUUCAACAGAUACCUCCAAGCCGGAACCGUGCUGAAGAACUACGCCCACGUUCUCGUCAUGCUCUUACGACUUCGCCAAGUCUGCUCGCAUCCCUGCCUGAUCGCGGAGACUAGCCCGGCAUACGUCAGCUCUGACAACGCCACCAGUCAUCUCAGCGCAGAGUUAGCACGUGCCACUACAAUCAUGGGAGCCAACUUUGUCUCUCGGAUCCAAUUUAAGUUGAAAGAGGCGGCCCUCCGUCGCAUACGCCUCGAAAAAGAAGAAUCUGCCGACGCCACGUUAGAAGACGAAGAAUGCCCUAUCUGCAUGGACGUUCUAUCUGACGCGGUGGUUACGGGUUGCGGCCAUGUCUUCUGUCGUCCCUGUGUUACCGAGGUGCUGAACAACCCUUUGCGAGGCAUCGCAGAUGAUCCCAUGAAUGACAGAUCCGAGGAGCGUCCCUGCCCUUCAUGCCGCGCUCCCAUACGUUCAGCGGAGAUCUUCACUCGGGAAGCCUUCGCCCCGGAAGAGGCUGAUCUCAAUCUUUCAGACGAUGAAGACCCCAUGGAUGUGGAUGACGAUAACAUGUCUGACUUCAUCGUGCCCAGCGACGAUGAUCAAGACGGCGACUUCCGAGCAGGGCCGCCAAGGAGACAGAGCGGGGCUAAGUCUCGGGCUCGCAACAUCAUCCACGACUCAGACAGCGAAGAGGAAGAGAUUGCGAAGGUCGUACAUGGAUCCAGGAAGUCGAUGGCUUCUAAUGGAAAGAUCAAGACAAUGAGUCGCUUCUUGCCCUCGACCAAGAUGAAGGCAAUGAUGGCGAAUAUCAAACGAUGCGCACUGGAACACCCCGAGGAAAAGACUAUGGUCGUUUCGCAGUGGACUUCCUGCCUGGCGCUCGUUUCCGAUUAUCUCAACCAGGAAGGAAUCAAGCAUGUCAAAUACCAGGGAGAUAUGAAGAUCGGGGAUCGCGAGGCAUCCGUUCGCGCAUUCAUGACGAAGGACCACGUCCCGAUCAUGCUUAUGAGCCUGAAGUGUGGAGGUGUGGGUCUGAACCUGACAAGGGCAAAUCGUGUCAUUUCUCUCGAUCUCGGAUGGUCAGAGGCCGUGGAGGCACAGGCUUUCGAUCGUGUGCAUCGUCUCGGUCAAACUAGGCACGUUAACAUACAGCGCCUGGUUAUCAAAGAUACCGUAGAAGAUCGUAUUCUUGCUUUACAAGAGCGCAAGCGCAAUUUGGCUGAUGGCUCUCUGGGCGAAGGCACCGCGAAGAGAAUCCGUUUAUCUGUAAAGGAACUUGCUAACUUAUUCGGCCUGGACACCCGUGGACGCCUGUUGCAGUGAUCGAGCUACGCUGGAGGCACAGAUUGGCAUGCUUCGCACAUUCUUUUAUCCAAUCAUUCCGUUUUCCAUGCUUACCUCCUUCGAUUCUGCUCUGCAAUCCUGAUAGAGAUUAUACCCGGUAUAGAGUACAGCAUUGCUACCACUCUUUCAUCUAGUAAUAUCCGCGGCGACGUCCACUAAUGUAUCGUAUGAAGCUGGUCCCGUAUGAGUAACCUUGUCUUAUCUUCCAUCUCCCCGAAAAUCUUGAGGGCGUCUGCGAGCUUCCGAGUAGCUUCGCUGUCGGCAGCGAGAGCCUGGCGGAGAGCAUCGGCUCCGUUGGUCAGGAAAUCGGUGGACUGAGGUGAAAGUACCGAUGGAGUGUCCGAGUCUACAGGGACGGCGGAAGGGGCGUCAAGGUCCGGGUGAUGAGGCUUCGGGUCAUCCGCAGCUUCGCUUGCAUUCUGCGACGGCGGCUCGGAUGCCAGUUGAUCGAGAACGCCACCAGCCAAAGUGAGAUGAUCGGGAUGAAGAGAAGCGAGAGCAACGACUUCGGCGGAUGUCACAAUACUGGCGGGCAUGACAAGAGUCUUUGAAGAUAAUCUGCGGAAGGUCUUCACGAUGUUGCCGAUGACGGGACUCAUCGGGUGCUCCUUCGCAGUAUCCGUGUACGACUUCCACACAGAGGGCUCGAAAUGAACUCUCAAUUCGUUGAAGUACGGCGCCACGUACAAGCAUCCGGCCUGACUAGCGGCGACGGCUUGCUGCACUGAGAACAGGCAGGUUGCAAGGGUGCGUAUACCUUCUUUCUCAAGAUGGGCCAUAGCAACAAUGCUUUCAGGCGUAGCAGGGAUCUUGAUACACACACGAGACUUGGGAAUUCCUUCCGCCUCGAACAGAGCGACAAGUCGUUCUGCGUGCGCGAUUGUCUUUGGGGUAUCGUACGCGGCGGGAGGCGAGGCUUGCGCGUGCACGCGACCAGUCAGGAACGGAUAGACUUCCUUGGCAAACAAAACGGUCAAGAUAUCCAAGGCAUUCUCCACGAUGUCUUCCUCGCUUCCGCCUUUCGCCUUAGCUUUCGCGACGGCCGUCUUGAGGAUGUCGGCACGCUCCGGCCUCGCAGCCUCAGAGUACACGAUCGCCUGAUUGGACGUCAUGUCACAGAAUUUGCCCCCGACGGCAGGGCUGUGGCGAGCUGCGACCGUGGGGUCCAUCGAGUCGACGUCGAUGGUGAUCUUUGUGCGGAUGUCUUCGAGCAGGGACGAAUGCGACAUGAUGGCUGUCUGCAGUCGAUCGUUCUGGAGGGACGAUCAAGUUCAGGUGGGAUAGAGGAAGUCUGGGGGGACCGAUGCGAAUAUAUGCCCAGCGAACAGAUAACGGGAAGUCGCUGGGACGUCAAGCCGAAGCUCUCUCAUACGUCCUCCGCACGCCCAAUCAGUGUCACCCUGGGCCGUCAUAUGGUCUCUCACGUGACCGCGUCUGGAAUUUUGCCUGCGGAGACCCGGACCGAAAUGAAGAUCGCGCUCUGGGACGACAACGCGAGCUGAACGCGAGGCUUGCGCAAGGAGACGUAAUGACCCAAGCCGCUGGUC